This is a messenger RNA of Phacochoerus africanus (Common warthog), 6093 nucleotides long. RefSeq names its product crumbs cell polarity complex component 2 (gene CRB2). The transcript has 13 exons. The record is from RefSeq and is a predicted model, not a curated record. The coding region runs from base 56 to 3919 and encodes 1287 amino acids. Gene Ontology annotation, molecular function: calcium ion binding. NCBI's taxonomy places the organism in Eukaryota, Metazoa, Chordata, Mammalia, Artiodactyla, Suidae.
GUGGAGCCCGCCAGGCCGCCUGUUCCCACAGCCGCCAGCCAAGCAGAGCGCUGCCAUGGCGCUGGCCAGGCCUGGGACCCGGGACCUCAUGCCCCCAGUCCCUCUCCCGCUGCUGCUGCUGCUGCUGCUGCUGCUGCUCUGGGCCCCUGCCCUCGCCCUCCUGACCGGAACGGUGCCGUCGGAGACUCCAGGGGUCUGUGCCUCAGACCCGUGUGCUCCAGGGACCGAAUGCCAGGCUACAGAGAGUGGUGGCUACACCUGCGGGCCCACGGAGCCCCGGGGCUGUGCCAGCCAGCCAUGCCACCACGGUGCUCUGUGUGUGCCCCAGGAUCCAGAUCCCAACGGCUUCCGCUGCUACUGCGUGCCUGGAUUCCAGGGCCCACACUGUGAGCUGGACAUUGAUGAGUGUGCGUCCCGGCCCUGCCACCACGGGGCCACAUGCCGUAACCUGGCUGAUCGCUAUGAGUGCCACUGCCCCCUCGGCUAUGCAGGCGUGACCUGCGAGUCAGAGGUGGACGAGUGCGCCUCGGCGCCCUGCCUGCACGGGGGCUCGUGCCUGGACGGCGUGGGCUCCUACCGCUGUGUGUGCGCGCCAGGCUACGGGGGCGCCAGCUGCCAGCUGGACCUGGACGAGUGCCAGAGCCAGCCCUGUGCGCACGGGGGCGUGUGCCACGACCUGGUCAACGGGUUCCAGUGUGACUGCACGGACACGGGCUUUGAGGGCACGCGCUGUGAGCAGGAGGUGCUGGAGUGCGCAUCGUCACCUUGCGCACACAACGCGUCCUGCCUGGAGGGCCUGGGAAGCUUCCGCUGCCUUUGCUGGCCAGGAUACAGCGGCGAGUGGUGCGAGGUGGACGAGGACGAGUGUGCAUCGGGCCCCUGCCAGCAUGGGGGCCAGUGCCUGCAGCGCUCUGACCCGACCCUCUAUGGGGGCAUCCAGGCUGCCUUCCCAGGUGCCUUCAGCUUCCGCUAUGCUGCUGGCUUCCUGUGCCGCUGCCCUCUGGGCUUUGAGGGGGAUGACUGCAGCGUGGACGUGGACGAGUGUGCCUCACGGCCGUGCCUCAGCGGAGGCCUCUGCCAGGACCUGCCCAACAGCUUCCAAUGCCACUGUCCAGAUGGCUACACAGGCCCGACAUGUCAGGAGGAUGUGAACGAAUGCCUGUCAGAGCCUUGCCUCCACGGUGGCACCUGCGAAGACACGGUGGCCGGCUACAUCUGCUGGUGCCCAGAGACCUGGGGUGGGCAUGACUGUUCCGUGCAGCUCACCGGGUGCCAGGGCCACACUUGCCCGCUGGCUGCCACCUGCAUCCCCACCUUCAAGUCAGGGGUCCACAGUUACACCUGCCACUGCCCACCUGGUACCCAUGGACCUUUGUGUGGCCAGAAUACCACCUUCUCCGUGGUGGCUGGGAACCCUGUCCGGGCUGUGGUGCCAGCUGGUGGUCCCUUGGGUCUGGCACUGAGGUUUCGUACCACAGUACCUUCUGGUCCCUUGGCCACUUGCUCGGAUACUCAGGACAGCUUGGAGCUGGCACUGGUGGGGGCCAUGCUUCAGGCCACACUCAGGAGCCGUGGCAACAAUGUGCUUGUCCUGAGGCUGCUGGACAUGGCCCUAAAUGACGGCUACUGGCACCAAGUGGAGGUGGCACUCCGCCUAGGGGUCCUGGAGCUGCGGCUCUGGCACGAAGGCUGCCCUGCCCGCCUGUGUAUGGCCUCCAGUCCUGUGGCCCUGCCUCCUCUGGCUUCCCAGGCCCCGAUGCCUGCUGGGUUCUGCUCCAGCCAGCUGGGUGGCGGGGCCUUUGCAGGCUGCCUCCAGGAUGUCCACGUGGACGGCCACCUCCUGCUGCCUGAGGAUCUCGGCGAGAAUGUCCUUCUGGGCUGUGGGCGCCAGGAGCAGUGUCAACCUCCGCCGUGUGCCCACGGAGGGGCCUGCGUGGACCUGUGGACUCAUUUCCUUUGUGACUGCCCCCGGCCCUAUAGCGGUCCCACAUGUGCUGAUGAGGUUCCUGCUGCCACCUUUGGCUUGGGGGGCACCCUGAGCUCUGCUUCCUUCCUGCUCAACCAGCUGCCAGGCCCCAACCUCACUGUGUCCUUCCUCCUCCGCACUCGGGAACCUGCUGGCCUUCUGCUCCAGUUUGCCAACGACUCAGCAGCUGGCCUGACGGUGUUCCUGAGCGAGGGCCAGAUCCGGGCCGAGGUGUUGGGCAGUCCCGCGCUGCUGCUCCCAGGGCGCUGGGAUGAUGGGCUCCGCCACCUGGUGAUGCUCAGCUUUGGGCCUGACCACCUGCAGAGCUUGGGGCAGCAGGUGCAUGUGGGUGGGAGGCUCCUCCCUGCUGAUGCCCAGCCCUGGGGUGGGCCCUUCCGAGGCUGCAUCCAAGACCUGCGGCUCAACGGCCUUCACCUCCCCUUCUUUCCACCGCUGCUGGGGAACUCCAGCCAGCCCAGUGCCCCGGGCAGCAGGCAGUCCUGGAAUCUCACUAUGGGCUGCGUCUCCGAGGAUACUUGCAGUCCUGACCCCUGUCUCAAUGGUGGGACUUGCCUCGUCACCUGGAAUGACUUCCAUUGCACCUGCCCUGCCAACUUCACAGGGCCCACGUGUGCCCAACAGCUGUGGUGUCCUGGACAGCCCUGUCUCCCGCCUGCCACCUGCGAGGAGGUCCCUGAUGGCUUUGUCUGUGUGGCCGAGGCCACGUUCCGCGAGGGCCCCCCAGCUGAAUUCAGUGGGCACAACGCGUCGUCGGGGCGCGCUCUCAGCGGCCUGUCACUGGCCUUCCGAACGCGUGACCCCGAGGCCGGGCUGCUGCGCGCCGAGGACGCCCCUGCCACCAUCUGGCUGGCGGUGCGCAACGGCUCACUGGCGGCCGGCGUGCGCAGCGGCCCCAGCCUGCUAGGUGCGGUGCUGCCGGCGCCCGGGCCGCGCGUGGCGGACGGCGCCUGGCACCGCGUGCGCCUGGCCAUGGAGCGCCCGGAGGCCGCCGCGUCGCGCUGGCUGCUGUGGCUGGACGGCGCGGCGACGCCUGUGGCGCUGCGCGGCCUGGCCGGCGACUUGGACUUCCUGCGAGGCCCAGGCGCCGCGCGCGUCCUGUUGGCGGAGAACUUCACCGGCUGCCUGGGUCGCGUGGCGCUCGGCGGCCUCCCGCUGCCCCUGGCGCGCCCGCGGCCCGGCGCGGCCCCCGGCUCUCGGGAGCCCUUCUCAGCCUGGCCCGGGGCGCCGGCCCCGCUCCUCGGCUGCCGAGGCGCGCCCGUGUGUGUUCCGUCGCCCUGCCUGCACGGCGGCGCCUGCCGCGACCUCUUCGACGCAGUCGCCUGCGCCUGUGGCCCAGGCUGGGAGGGCCCACGCUGCGAGGCGCGCGCCGACCCGUGUCGCUCGGCGCCUUGCGCCCGGGGCCGCUGCCACGCGCGCCCCGACGGCCGCUUCGAGUGCCGCUGCCCGCCCGGCUUCGCCGGCCCGCGCUGCAGGUUGCCUGUCCUGCCAGAGGAGUGCAGCCCGAACAUCACCUGCCUCAGUGGCGCCCCGUGUGAGGGUGGGCCCCAGGGUGCCAACUGCAGCUGCCAGGAGAGUUUUGCCGGCCAGAGGUGUCAGAUCCCCUGUGAAGCCAACCCCUGCUUGAAUGGGGGCACCUGCCGGGCAGCUGGUGGGGUGUAUGAAUGUAUCUGCAGUACAAGGUUCUCAGGCCAGUUCUGCGAAGUGGUGAAGGGGCUGCCGCUGCCGCUGCCGUUCCCACUGCUGGAGGUGGCAGUGCCUGUGGCCUGCGCUUGCCUCCUCCUCCUCCUCUUGGGCCUCCUCUCAGGGAUCAUGGCAGCAAGAAAGCGCCGCCAGUCAGAGGGCACCUACAGCCCCAGCCAGCAGGAGGUGGCCGGGGCCCGGCUGGAGAUGGACAGUGUCCUCAAGGUGCCACCAGAGGAGAGACUCAUCUAGGCUCGUCUGUCUGCAGCUCCAGGACCCGUGAGGUCCUCAGCUUCCACCUGGAGACCCGAGGAGCCACUUCCAGAACCUGCAAGGAAAUGGCUCGCCCCUUCCGGGCCCUGGGGAGCUGCUAGGGGGCCCAGGAUGCCUGCUGGAGGAGUGUUCCCUUUGCUGGGAGCCCCUGCCUCUGCCCUGUUGUGGACUGAGGGGAAGGGGUGCACUCGGGGAAGCGACGAGGGUCCGGAGAGGUUGUGGCCAUUCUCCACCCGACCGCCGGGUCUUGCCGUGGCAGGGACAUGGCUGUGCGGGGGGGUGGGCACCAGGAGUGCACAUGAUGUGUUCAGGAGUGAGUGUGUGUGUGUGUGUGUGUGUGUGUGUGUGUGUGGACCUGGGACUGGACCUGCAGAUACCAGUGUGUUACGGAUGGGGCUCAUGGGCAUGUCCAGAUCUUUGCUGUGUGCGCACAUGGGUGCAGGUGACCCCGCAGAAGGGCGGCUGGGCUGUGGGGACACUAGUUCUCCCAGAGGCCAGGCCAGGACUUGCCCAAGGACCAGAGCCCCAGGUCUGGCAGCCUCUCCCACCUCCAGAGGCUGCCCCCCUCCUGGAGGCAGCUGGAAAUCAGUGGGCAGCGGCAGGGCAUCCGUCAGGGGCUGUGAGCUCCUGGAGGCAAAUCUGCCCCUUCCCUGUGCCGCCCGGAGCCAGGCUCGGGACACAGACCGCAGGGCAGACCUGCAGGAGCUGUGGGGGUGUCUGGACCCUUCUCCCACCAGUCUGUCACCUGAAGAAAGCAGCCCUGCCUACCUCCCAGGGGACCACGGGGAUGGGGCCCUGGAAGUGGCUGAAGUUGGGUCUGCUGUGAGGGCUGCCCGGGACAUCCUGUUAGGCGUGGGGAAGGGGCACGCUCCCUGAGGGGCAGCAGGGGGGCCAGAGGGUGAUGAGGACUGAGGACACCCUCCCUGCCCACCUGCGGUUCUCCAGCUCCACCAGCGCCAGCGCUGUCCUCUCCAGGCUGCCUUCCUCUGCAGACCAGUCACCUCUAUGUGGCGUUGGGAGGACUCGAGGAGAGGACUUGCAGAAAGCCCUCAGGAUUGUUUGCUGAGGCGGGUGCUCAGCAAACGUUGGCACCGCCUCUGUAUCGGGGCUGGUCCUGUGGACAGACACACAUGAGGGCAAGAAUCGGCCACCUUGCUUCCAGCCCCUUUCCUGGUGAGGCCCUCAUACUGGGCUGUCUAAGCCCUGGGACCUGGCUGAGGGCCUGGUCUCUGAGCUUCCAGUCCCUUUGUCCCUGACCUGGAGAUGUGCCCUUUGGUCCUUCCUGUUUCUCGGGCCAGCACCCCCUGUGCCUAGGCCAGGAGACCCCUUUCCACUUCUACAUGGGAGGCUGACCUUACUCAGCCCCCGCUGGGGUCUCAUCCAGCUUUCAGAGGACAGGAGUCACAUCAGAGGUGGAGCCUUGUGGUGACAGAGGGGGCAGGGGUAGGGGUGAGGCUGGGGACUCAGCUGAGGCUGGGAUGGGAAGGGCCCUGGACACUAGGUUAAGGGGGUACUUGGUCCUUAUCCUGUAGGAGGUGGGAGCGCCUUUCCCCCAACUUUCUCCAUGACUCUUGGGAAAGAGAGAGGAAAGUCUGGUACCAACAGCUUAGCCACAGCCAGUGCCUUGGUUAGUUUAUUAAGUCAGAGAUUUGGCAAACCCAUGGUCUCACAGAGCCCUAAGACAAGACCUCCUGCGUGGAAUCCCAACAUACGAAAGCUGGGCUCUUCUUUGGGGAGCGCUGAGUUGUCCUAAGGUUCAUUUUCCAGUGCAGCCUGGGGAGGGGGACACGGCCAAAUGAUGGGCAGGUGGGGGGACUGGGUGUACCUAGUGCCCACUCUGGAUGCUUGGUCUGGAUUUCCUCCCCAACACAGCUAAGGGAGGCGCGACUUCCAGGACUCUGCCCUGCUCAUGAGGUCUGUGGGGGUGAAGUUCCAGGUGUCCCCUUGCACAUGUUGUCAUGGGGCCUGGGUGCCUUUGAUAUCAUUGGUGACCCGCAGCUCUGCUCCGAGGACCUGGCAGGCCUGUGCACACCUGCGAAGCCCCCCCAUCGCCCUGGGUGCCAUGCUCUGCUUGGGAGGGGAAGGGGCUGAGCUGGGCUCAGAGGCCUGAAUGGGCAAGGCUUGGGAGUGGGCCAGGAGUCAAAGCCUCCCCC